Messenger RNA from Oncorhynchus masou masou (cherry salmon), 9491 nucleotides. It is a transcript of the gene patj, whose product is annotated as PATJ crumbs cell polarity complex component. The record is from RefSeq and is a predicted model, not a curated record. The transcript has 48 exons. Gene Ontology annotation, molecular function: protein binding. The coding region runs from base 136 to 6198 and encodes 2020 amino acids. NCBI's taxonomy places the organism in Eukaryota, Metazoa, Chordata, Actinopteri, Salmoniformes, Salmonidae.
UUAAAGCGACACAUCCGACGACUGUGUCGUCCAAGAUCCAACUCGUGUGAUUUCGUACCGGUAAGGUGCGGAUUCGGUGAUAAACUUCCGCUGUACAGGUUGCGUCACCAAAUACAUCCAGACUGAGGGAGGACAAUGUAUGAAAAUGUCCCAACAGUCUCCACAGUGGAGCGCCAGCAGGUGUUGCAGGCCUUGGAGCGGCUCCAGGCUAAGAUGGCUCAGAGGGAGGAGUGGACACACAGUGAGAGGCUGGGGGUGCUGAGGGACGCCUUACAGAGCCCACUGCUAGGACACAUCCUCACGCUGCAGCACUCCAUCAAACAACUCAAAGACCAGCUGAACUGCAUGCCUCCCGACACCUGCAGUGAGUUCAGCUUCUCCAGGAAGGGCCAGCUGAUCGUCAGUGCCAGCCGCCCGGCCAGCAGCCUGUGCACAUCCGGCCCCGGCUCGGUGCUGUCCAACGGCUCAGCCCUCUCCUCAGUGGGUCUCCGCUCCCCCGACCAGCUCCAGAGAUGGCUCCGCACUGCCGCCAAGGGGAGGCCAACUGAGCACAUCAGCCUGCCCAAGCCCCUGUCUGGAAGCCUGGGCUUCAGUGUGGUAGGCCUGAGGCCGGAGGGGACUGGGGGCCACGGGGUCUUCAUCAGACAGGUCCAGCCUGGAAGCAUCGCACACAGGGAUGGGCGCAUGCUGGAGAACGACCAAAUCCUGGUGAUCAACGGGACCCCCCUGGACCAGAGUGUCACCCAGCAGCAGGCCAUCACUCUGCUGCAGCAGCCUGGGGACAGAGUGGAGCUGGUGGUGGCCCGGAACCCAUCAACUGCCACACAGCACACACCACUGCUCCCGACCGGACCCAUCAUUCAAAAUGAGCAGUGGGGCCAUGUGGAGGAGAUAGAGCUGGUGAACGACGGCUCGGGCCUGGGCUUCGGUAUUGUUGGAGGCAAGGCCACAGGAGUGGUGGUGAGGACCCUGGUGCCAAACAGUGUGGCUGAUAAGGAUGGGCGCCUGCGUACCGGCGACCACAUCCUGCGUAUCGGGGAGACCCCCACGUGGGGCCUGGCCAGUGACCAGGUGGUCAAGGUGCUGCAGGGCUGCGGGAGCCGUGUGCGCAUGCUCAUCGCCCGUGACCCCUCGGGACAGCCCUCCACCUCCUUGCCGCCCCCUCCGCCGCCCGCCGCCAGUCCCGUCUCAGCCCUGCCCCCACUGCCUGGAGUCGGACCCCAGCGCAGGCUCAGCAGGACUCCCAACCUGGAGGGUUAUGAGAUCCAUGAAGUGCCUCUGAUGAAGGAGGAGGGCCAGAGCCUGGGCAUCUCCAUCAUCGGUUACAAUGCCUUUACCAGUGAAGAUGCGUUGGGAGUGUUUGUGAAGAAUGUAGUUCCUGGGAGUGCAGCUGAGCAGAGUGGGAACAUACGCAUCCACGACAGGAUCAUAGCGAUGGACGGGAUGAGCCUGCAGGGCUUCACGAACCAGGAAGUUCUGGGUGUGAUGAAGCAGACGGGCCAGACGGUCCACCUCACCCUGGCCAGGAAGAUGGUCUCACCCAGACCCUCACUGGAGAGGUCCCUGGACAAAGUCCAGAGAGAGCCGUCCCGUGUGUCUCUGAAGAGGUCUGCAGAGAUCAAAGCUCGGUCAUCAGACCUGCAGAGGGCCUCCAGCGUGGCCUCCAGCGUGGCCCCCCUACUGGAGCCCACUGAGACACUUCUGAUGAGCACCAGCAGAACACAGCUGGCCAGUGCUAUGGAAGGAGUCUCUCUGUCUGAGCUGGAGCUAAGGGCCAAAUGGGAGCAGGCCCUGGGGCCAGAGUACGACGUUCUGGUGGUUGAACUGGACCCUGUCAUCGAAGAUGACGCUGAGCUGCAGAAGUACUCGAAGCUUCUUCCCAUCCACACCAUGCGUCUGGGGGUCGAGUUGGACUCGUUCGACGGCCACCACUACGUCUCUUCUGUGGCCCCUGAAGGCCCUGUGGCCAAACACGGGCUCCUGAGACCAGAGGACGAACUACUGGAGGUGAACGGGGUGCAGCUGUACGGUAAGUCGAGGCGCGAGGCGGUGGCGUUCCUGCGUGAGGUUCCCCCUCCCUUCACCCUGGUGUGCUGCAGACACCUGACAGAGGACGACUCAGACUAUCAACCAGACCGCCAAGACGAGUGGCGCUCGCCCAGCCCUGCCGCCAGCUUGUCUGAGCUUGAAACCAAGCUGUCCUCUGUGUUGAUAAGUCAGGCCUACCUCCGGGACAAUGACAGUGAACAACCUCCGGACCACGUGACCCUGCAGGAGGUGUCGGAUGAGGAGCCGGAGGAGCCAGCGCCCACGUACCCCAGCCACCAGGAGGAGAUGCAGCAGGGGAGAAGAGGGGAAGAGGAGGAGGAUGAAGAGGGAGAGCUGGCUCUGUGGUCCCCGGACAUUCAGUUGUUGGAGCUGGAGAAGGGAGAGAGAGGCCUGGGCUUCAGCAUCCUAGACUACCAGGAUCCUCUGGACGUUGCGCGCUCCGUCAUCGUCAUCCGCUCGCUGGUGCCCGGCGGCGUGGCAGAGUGCCAUGGGGGUGUGCUCCCCGGGGACCAGCUGGUGUUUGUCAACGACACCUACCUGGACACGUGCACCCUGCCCCAGGCCGUGGAGGUGCUCAAGGCUGCCCCAUCUGGAACCGUCUACUUGGGCAUCUGCAAGCCAUUAGUGAUGGAAGGAGCAGAGGAAAGGGAACAUGGGGACCUGGCGCUCCGGGGGACAGAGGGACAGAGCACGGGCCGAGAGGAGAGUGUGUCCCUCUUGUUUACACACUCACUCCUGCCUGUUUCCAAGGGCUUUGCUGAUGGCUCCAUCCUCCCGGAGGAUCUUGGACAGGAAGAGGACGAACCCGAGCUGAUCCUGGAUGGUAGCUUCCCUCGCUACACCUCACCUUUGACCCAUGCCUUGACCCUUAACCCCACCCCCACAUUGACCACUAGGAGCCAAAACCCAACCCCCACUCCCACCUUGACGCCCAGCCCAAAUGGAGAGGAGAGGGAGAUGGCCGUGGAUGAUGAAGAGGAGGAUGGAGUGGAGGAUAGGGAGGGGCAGGUGGUGGACCCCUACCCCAGAAAACCCCCACCUUCGUGGGGAGAGUGGGCGAGAGACAACGGAGGCCCCGUCCCGCCGGCCUCUGUCCACUCUGGAGCUCAGGAAAAGGUUGAGGAGAUGUCCAAUCCAGACCUGCAGCCCAGAGGCCUUCUUGACCAGCUCUCUCUGGGUCAGUCUGUGGACUCCUGGGUGGAGAUGGGUGGGGACAGUGAGGCAGACUCAGACUCCAGGAACGGAGGAUCAGAACUCACCCUGACUGACACGGACACCGACUCGGUGCGUUUGGUUGACACGGAGAGGAGGAAGAGGAGGGGGCAGGGUGGAGGAGGACGACACAGUGAUCUACCUGAGAGGGAGGAAGGAGAGGGAGAGGAAACCCCUGCGUUCAGCCACUGGGGACCCCCACGCAGGGUGGAGGUGUGGCAGGAGGAGGGCGAGUCCCUUGGUAUAAGCAUUGUGGGCGGGCACAGCGUCAUCAAGAGACUGAAGAAUGGAGAGGAACUCAAGGGCAUCUUCAUCAAACAGGUACUGCCGGAGAGCCCAGCGGGACGCACUUGCGUGCUGAAGACCGGAGACAAGAUAUUGCAGGUAUCAGGUGUGGACCUCCAGAAUGCCAGCCAUGAGGAUGCGGUCCAGGCCAUCAAGGCAGCUCCCAGUCCCGUGGUCUUCAUCGUCCAGAGCCUCACUGCCACGCCGCGGCCUGUCUCGCUAACCGCGCCCAGUUACAACAAACACAAGGCAAAGAGGAGAGUCAUGCCGAACGCAGCAGUAGGAGGCGCCCCUCCCCCGAUGAGACUCCCCCCGCCCUACCGGCCCCCCAGUCAGCUGACAGAGGAGCAGGAUGAGGAGCUGGAAGAGGCCAAAGAGCGGAUCAGGCUGCGCUACGGGGAGCUGUGCGGGGAGCUGCUGUGUGUGGAGCUGGACAAAGAGCGCCACGGUCUGGGCCUGAGCCUGGCGGGGAACCGCGACCGCUCCUGCCUCAGUAUCUUUGUGGUGGGCAUCAGCCCCGGGGGCCCCGCUGCCAAAAAUGGAAACAUCCGUGUUGGGGACGAGUUGCUGGAGAUCAACAACCAGGUCCUGUAUGGCCGCAGCCACCUGAAUGCCUCAGCCAUCAUUAAGAGCGCCUCGUCCAAGGUCAAGAUUAUCCUCAUCAGGAACGAAGAUGCUAUCAACCAGAUGGCCGUUCCCCCCUUCCCAACUCCUCCUUCUGUCCUCUCCUCCACUGAGGCUCCUUCCCCCACACCACCAGCAGCAGCAGCAGUAUCAGCCUUGGCCCCCACAGAGAAGCCCCAACCUCCAGAGAGCCUGGUCCUCUGCAGGGGCCCCCUGGAGGCCUCCAUCUCCAUCAGCAAGGGGCAGUCCAGUGUCGUCUCCAGUGGGAGCACAGCUACAGAGCUCAUCUCCAGAGAAGCAACACUCAAGAGCCUCCGAGAGGGAGAGACCGCCUCCAAGAAGCUCAAGGCCUCUGAGAAAGGGGCGGAGUCUUCUGAGAGCAUGCCUGUGCCGGAUGCCAAGGCCCUCCUGGAGCAGACUGCCAACCUGUCCAAGGUCUCGCAGAGCUCCAGUAAGGUGCCAAUGGUGAGCGCUGUGGACGGAGGGCUGGUGUCCCCCCCUGCCGCCUCCCUGCCCUCCUCCUGCACUGGUCCAGACUUUGAGUACUGCAGCAAAGUAGACCCAGCCACGUGUCCUAUCGUUCCAGGCCAAGAGAUAGUCAUAGAGAUCGCCAAGGGUCGCUCUGGCCUGGGCCUCAGCAUCGUAGGGGGCAAAGAUACACAGCUGGAUGCCAUAGUGAUCCAUGAGGUAUAUGAGGAGGGGGCGGCGGCACGCGAUGGACGACUCUGGGCUGGAGAUCAGAUCCUGGAGGUGAAUGGCGUGGACCUGCGCAGCGCGGCCCACGAAGACGCCAUCACAGCCCUGCGGCAGACCCCGGCCAAGGUGCGUCUGACGGUGCUACGGGACGAGGCACAGUACCGCGACGAAGAGAACCUGGACGUGUUCAGUGUGGAACUGCAGAAGAAGGCCGGCCGCGGCCUGGGUCUCAGUAUCGUCGGCAAGAGGAACGGCACGGGGGUGUUCAUCUCGGACGUGGUGAAAGGGGGCGCCGCCGAGCUGGACGGCCGACUGAUGCAAGGGGACCAGAUCCUCUCUGUCGACGGCGAUGACAUGAGGCAGGCCUCGCAGGAGACGGUGGCCGCCAUUCUCAAGUGCGCCAGGGGGGUGGUUCUCCUAGAGCUGGGUCGACUGAAGGCUGUCUCCUGGAUCUCUCCCAGACACACCUCCCAGGGAAGCCAGAUGAGCCACGUGAUUGCCAACAGCACAAUUGCCACGCCCCACCCCCCGCUAAACUCCACCCCCUCCACCUCUCAGCUCCUCAACAACGCCAGGAAGCCCAUGACGGAGAGCAUGACCUCAUCAAAGAGCGCAGGAGCAGAGAUGGGUGUGCGCACUGUGGAGAUCACGCGGGGUCCUACUGAUGCGUUGGGGAUCAGUAUAGCUGGGGGGAAGGGCAGUCCUCUUGGGGAUAUCCCCAUCUUCGUGGCUAUGAUCCAGGCCAACGGGGUGGCAGCUAAGACACACAGGCUCAAGGUGCGUGUGUCAGUGUGUUACGAUCCCCUUGCUGUCUAUAAUCUCUCACCAUGGUGUGUGUUUUUUGUCCUUCAGGUAGGAGACCGGAUCGUGAGUAUCAACGCUCAGUCUCUGGAUGGCCUGUCCCAUGGGGAUGUGGUCACCAUGCUGAAGAAUGCCUACGGCAGCAUCAUUCUCCAGGUGAUCGCUGACACCAACAUCAGUGCCAUAGCCAGUCAGGUGGAGAGUAUGUCCACUAUCACCAGCCUUCCCAACAGCCCAGACACACAGCCAGGGGAGCCAGAGGCCCCCAAGCCCAAGAAUAUCUCUCUUGAGAAGGGUUCUGACGGCCUUGGCUUCAGCAUCGUAGGGGGCUUCGGAAGCCCUCAUGGAGACCUGCCCAUCUACAUCAAGACUGUCUUCAGCAAGGGGGCAGCGGCGGUGGAUGGGCGUCUGAAGAGGGGUGACCAGAUUCUGUCAGUAAACGGAGAGAGUCUGGAGGGGGCCACCCACGAACUGGCCGUGGCCAUACUGAAGAGACAGAGGGGGGCCGUCACUCUGGAAGUCCUCUCCUAGCUCACACACACACACACACACACACACACACACACACACACACACACACACACACACACACGCACACACACACGGAUACCCCCACUGGCAAAGCAACCAUUAUGGGGUUGAACUGGUUUCAACUUUCCAACGUGCAAAAAAAACAAAACAAGACUCUGUUCCGUUGAGUUGGCCAACAUCUGAUGCCCAUCUUCACCCUUAUAAACAGCCCAUUAAAGAGAAAGGGGGCAUUGGUUCUGGAAGGAUUUGGUCACUAGGUGGCACUGCCAGGGAGAGCCCUGCCCUGUAGAGAUGUAGAGAACAUGUGUGCCGCACCGCGUUCAGCUGUGCCCUCAAGUGAACCAUGAGAAAUAAGAGGACUGUAUCUGGGGGGCUGCAGGAAGUAGUGACACCUAACUUCCUGUGUGCCAUCUUAGGAGCCUCACUUUGAGGGUGCUCCGAUCGCUGCGCUGACUGGAUACACACCACUUCUUAAAAUGGCAAAUGCUUGGAUAUUAUACAGCAAGGAAUCACAGGGAAGCUUUACAGUCUCUGCCAUUUCAGCUUUUAUUUGUGUGAUCGCACCCGUGCUUCCUACAUAGAACACUGGUAGAACAAUAUGAGAGGUUCAGUUGGUUGAGGUCUCUUCAACGUUAGCCUAGCGUUAGCUUAGCAUCUCCCUGAUCGGGAGACACUGGAUAGCUGUUAGAGAUGUCAGCUUCAUUUGCUGCUAAUGUGCAAACUGUGAGGACGAAUGGUCUCGGCAGGGAAUGGUGCUGCUACACACUAGACUGGAACAGGUCAUUUAGACACACACAUACUGUAUAUUCACAGCCACACACAGUAGGCUAGUAAGUCACUGUCAGGUUGACGCACAUCUUCUCAUUCCUCAUUGCCCACACACAAUUUAAACUCGUAGUGUCAUACUCUUACGCAAAGGUAGUACAUUCAACAGUCUAGUCCUCUCAAACACAACUCUGGACCUUGAAGCUAGUUCCACUGUUUUCUUGCAUUGUUGUCCUCUAAUCAGGGGUCUGAUUUAGACCUGGGAGGUGGGUGAAAUUUAAUGAUCAGGUAGAAACAGAAAAGCAGCAGGCUCCAGACCUCGUAGGCUCAGAGUUGAAUAACCCUGCUCUAGUCUAUAAAUGUGGUCAACGAAAUGAAUCGAUGCGUUUAUGCUGAAAUAACUGGUAACCUGCCGUGUACUUCUAUAACACUUCAUAGCACCCUCUGGAGCCAUUCGAACGCAGUUAUCAAGGCCAACAACUACUGUCUGGUUUAUCACUCUGCAGUAUGUUGUGUAGUCCUGCUAAGAGUUGUAAGAGUUUGUGCGUUUCACAAAGGAGUUUUGCCUUGCGUAUGCAGAUGUGAGACCGGUUAUUAGUACACAGUGUUGCCAAAUUAUCUGAACCCCCCCCCUUUGAAUCCGAGACCGUUUAGCAAAGCGAGGAAAAAUAUAUACACUAUGCGUUUGUUAGCAUUGUUGCGGCAGACACGUUGCUAUUAGCGAUACAAUAUAAUGUAGGUGAAUCUCAGGACUUAAAUCGGGCAUUGUAUCUGUUGCGGGGCCCGCUUUCUUUCCCCUCGUGUGGGUUUGUAUGGAGGUUUAGCCGAAUCUUUACCUCCCUUUGUCGCUGACCCUGGAGUAUCCCCCGUAAGCCUAUUUAAGGUCCUAUGAAAUGGUGUCAAACUACGUCCAUGUCUUAGCUCGUCUGCGCCAAGAUAUUUGUGCUCUACUCCCAUGGUCAUUGUCGCGCCAAACAGGACUGGAACCAGGCUUUGUCUUAACUGAGCAAAGGGAGAAGGAUUAUCCUGAUUGGUGCUUUGAGUUGGACGAUCCAGCCAAUCCCGAUCAUUUGGACUUUGUUGGACUGGACACGUGCAUUUCAAUGAAGUGCCAUUACUCUCUGUUUUUACCUGCCUUUGUCAUUGUUUUUAUUUGUGUCGUGCGGAUGGUACUGCGCGCAUGUUACCGUAAGCCUAUUCUUUUGUUCAGACAUGUACCAACCUAUACCAACGUUUUUGAUCAUUUGGGGCACAAUCCGAAGCAAUCGGUUUCUUGUUGUGAGCCGUUGUCGUCAUCUAUCAAGGGUGCAUUCCUUAGGCAUCAAAUGAAAAUGGACUGAAACAGGAAGGGACACCCUGAACUUAAUAAAUGCUUGUUUAUGUUUUGCGUAGCAAGACAUUUUGCCACGGUGUGCACGAAUGAAUACAAACCAUGUGUGGCUGUAGCUCCACACUGUUCUGUCCAGCUGCGAGAGGAGCUCACCACGUCCAACAAUUACAGGAUAUCCUUUCUCCCUCGGCUGGAGCCUGUCGUCUGUUUCCCGUGUCGCUGCAACCCCUCCACGCUCACGGGAAGUGACAACAACUCCAAGACACUUUCAGCCCCCCCCCCACAGUUGUAUUCAUUAGGUCCCAAACGGGAGAAAGCAGACUGAAAAAAGGAGGGACUAACUGAAUUUGCCCAAUACAAAAACACUUGUUUUCCGUUGCAAACCAUUUAGCUACGUUGUGCCAUAAUGAAUAUGACCCCGGUUAACACUAAGGAAAACCCUGCAUAUUAACUCUCGCGCCGUGCCUGUCUCAGUAAAAGUGGAAGUGCAAUCUGGUGUGCGUCCUAAAUACUUGUUAGGGGUCCUAGGAUUUAGGGGAGGUCGGCCUAUUAAGGGGACUGACUCCUGCUCUGCCGUGAGUCGCUGAUGUGCUAGAGUAGAUUGUUGUGUGUGUGUUCAUCAUACAUCAGUCUUAUUUCUGUGAGCCUAUUUCUAUAAGUCUUAAUGCCCGAUCCCUUUAAAGAGAUUAAUUUUAAACUCACUGCUGCCUAUUUCUUUUCCUCUCUCAUGCUGUGAUCUCUCCAUCUACUCUAGACUUUUAGAUUUUGUCUGACUUUGUUCUAUGCGUGUCAAUCGGCAAUAGGCUGUGUGUGUUUGUCAGAAGUUGGACUAAUGAUGAUUCCGUCACGCCCCAUUGUUCCGUCUAUAUUGCCAUUGAACUGAGCGCUCGUCCAUAGCGCCACAGAAAAUGUCUUUCUUCACGUCAUUGAUCGAUGGAACGCAUUUUCAAAUCCAAAGAAACAAUCCACCCUUCCUAUAUAUCGAUGUGUGACAAACUCUGCUGUAAUGACGUGUGGCUACACAGUAUAUCUAUAGAAAAAUAUAUUGUCUAUGAUCACAAAUGCAAGUCUCAUCAUUUAAAAUGUGUUUAGCCUACUGACUGUGGUCAUACACUGAUGCAUUUCGUGAAUUCUGACUAAUUGUUUGAUGAUGUUUUAUUAAAUACAAGGGGAGCACAAUCAUUUCCACCAUGUCCUA